Molecule: messenger RNA, 2818 nt
Organism: Juglans regia (Persian walnut)
Lineage: Eukaryota; Viridiplantae; Streptophyta; Magnoliopsida; Fagales; Juglandaceae
Product: meiosis-specific protein ASY3
Exons: 11
Coding region: 155-2602 (815 amino acids)
Biological process (GO): meiotic cell cycle
Source: RefSeq, a predicted model, not a curated record
AGGUCUUUGCGAUUGUUUUUAGUUCUGAAGUUUCAUCGAAGUUUUAAGCAACAGAGCUCUUCAAUAAGGCAUUCGCCCUCUCGCCAAGGAAAUAUUUUCUGGUUACAGCUGCUGCUGGUUUCAAUUUGGUGUCUUCUCUGCGAAAAUUGUGAUAAUGGAGGUUGAUGCACCGCAAACUCUACUAGAUGAUUGGAUGAGUGAUUGCCGGAGUAUUGGAAGCAAUCAUUAUCGGUCCAGUCAAUCUAGGAAGAUCUCCAUUGGAGUAAUGGUUGACUCAGUAGGCAAUAAAAGGUCUAGAUCUACAAAGGAAGAUAAGGCUACAGUGGCAAGUGCAGAAAGGAUGAAUCUUAAUGUUGAUACUUCCACAGAAAUAAAAAAGAAGGGGCAAGAAGUCACAGCUCCUGUCAAAGGGAAACAAACAGACACUCCGGAGCAGGAGAACUCCCCAUGGAUUACUCCAAGAUCACGUUAUCCGCAAGCACCUUUUCCAGAGCCUGUUCUUCAUUUAGAGCAACCAGUCACUAGUGGCCAGCAAAACAACCUUAACGGACAAAGUAAUGAACCAGCAACAUACUCGGUUCAGUUGUUUGUGAACAAGGCAUCAAUUUUAGAGUCUGGCGAUGGCAACCAGAAGAAGUUUGAUGGGUUUACCUACAAAAGGAAGGAAGUAAAGGACAGAAGCACAGAGAGGGUGGAGGAAUUUGCAUUUGCAACUGCACAACAAGUUCAUGUGUCUGACCAAGCCAUGACAGAGGAUAAAGCAGACAAAACAAGAAACAGGACUGGAAUUUUGAGAAUGAAGCUUUGGGAAAUACUUGGCAAUGUUUCUUCGCCUAAAAAUGAGAAUUCUAACUUUCAGAGACCUGAGGUUGGCACCAAUAAUAUGAAGCUGGGGCAGAAUUUUGAUCAGAAGGCUGUUACAGUUGCCAGGUGUAGACAGAAUUCAGAUACGAUAGAAACUGAUUCUGAAGCUUCUGAUCAUGCUAGCAGGAGACCAGUAACUCGUUCUUUGACGCGUAAAAGAGUGAGACAGAAAGUGCAAAUAAAUGGGACUAAAUGUGGUCCAUCCUCUGGUUACAUACACAAGCAUCGUGAGAAGAACUUCUCCUUGGAAGGAGGGUCGGGGAGAGUAAAUGGUGCUAUCAAUGGUGAUUCCUCAAAGCCUAUAAGGAAGAAGAUAGAGAAAAAGAGUAAAAGAAUUGAGCCCCGUAAGAUUUUGUUUCCUAAAAAGGAUGUUAUGGAUCAGAUUCAGGAAGCAAGUUAUAGAGGUGAAGCAAAAGUUCCUGCUGAGAGAAAAUUUUCACGUGGCAAUCAAAUGGAAGAUAUUUAUGGUUGCAUAUAUGAGGAUGAGAGAGAGUACCUUGGACUGGAGAAUAAAAUCCAAGAAAUUCUAGAUCAAUCACCAUUGACAGACAAGACUAAUCACCAGGAGGAUUUUAACAGUCCAGUAAAUCAACAAGACGUUGCUAGUCCAUCUUUAGAUAAUGAUGUGCAACCGCAAGAUAAUUUUCAAAGUCCUACAUUUGGAUUUAAAACACCCAUCUCAAGUUCUAACCCUACCUCAGCUCCUAAAACAGACCGACCAGUAGAUGACUCACAUACCUCAACUCCAAAAACGGACCAACUAUUACCUGGUGUUCACAAUCCUGCUCCAGCUGAGAGAAUAUUUACUGUGGGACAUAUCCGUGGCUUCAGUACUUUGCAGACUUCAAAAUCAGAUUGUUAUGGGUCAAUCACACAGGGUGACGCAGAGGUGCUUACCCCACCCCCGGAACCCAUGGCUGAUACUGAAGAGAGGGAUACAGAAGAUGACUUAUCUGAAACAUCAGCUGAAGAGAGGGACAAUGAGAGUUCAGAAGAGGGUUCACCCAUCAUUGAAGCAUAUACCGGUUGCAGAGAAAGAGAUAUAUUAUCUUCAGAACCUGUUGCUGCCAAGCAGAAAAAAUUCAUGCUUCAUUCAACUAAAAGGCUCCAGAUAUGUGAAAGCAUUGGAUUUGAUAAUAUCAGUCCUACCUCACCCUCUCCAAAAGGGACUGGAGAAAGUAAUUGGAUGCAAGAACCUUCAGAUCAGAGCCAAGACGAUGGACUGUUGAGGGCUAUCAAACUGUUUGCCUUGGAAAUACAAAAACUUCAAAGCAAAAUAAAGUCAGAGACCACUAAAAAAUCAUCUGAAAUCCUGAUGUCCACUUCUGAUGGGAUAUAUUUGCAGUUGCAGAACCUUGAGUCUCAUAUUCAGACAGAUGUAGGGAAGUUCACAAGCAUGAGUAAAUCGAGAAGAAAAGGAUUUGAAGUGAAACUUGAAGAGCAACAAAAAGAAUUGAAGUUGAUUCAUGAAAAAUUCAAAGAAGACAUUAACCGGCAUCUCCAGGACUACAGAAGCACAUUGGAAGGGCUGGAAGCACACCACCUAGAGCUUAAGGGGACCAUGAAGAAGCAAAAAGCAUCGCACCGGAAGCUUCUCUUGCAAGUUGAAGAAGGGGUUGAAGCACAACUUAACCAUGCUCAGAGAAGAAUCACAGCCAUCCAUGAGCUGGCAAGGGGUAAGAUGCUCCAAUUGAAACACGUGGUCUCUAUGUGUUUGAAGGAGGGUAUUCUAAGUUGAAAUGAUUCCUACUACUGCCAUCUAGGAAGACAGGGUUUUGAUCCUUUGCCUACAGUUGUGGAGUUCAUCGAUUUCUAAUGUGUUCCUGUAAGCCUAUUGCAUGUUAUAGGUAAUCAAUAUUGUCCUAAUAACUAUCUCAUGCUUACAAAUUUAUCUUAAUUUGAUCUCUCUACUGUUUCUCAGUUAUACUUACAGACAACUACAUUUUUCUCUGAA